AUGUGUAGUCUGUUACGAGACGAACCCCAAGACAUAACGAUACAACUUGACAAGCUGCAUUCGUUGAAUGACAACAACAACAAGCCUCUCAAACUUGACAAUCUGCGACUACUACCUCGCCUGCCUGAAGGUAAAGUGGUGAGCUCGGAGCUCGUCCGUCGCAAACAUGGCCCAGCGCCAGGUGCCAUUGCAUGUCACCCAGCCGACACUGUCCGAGCCCAGCGCCGACCAUCCUCAUGGUGCGGCGGCACAGCGGCGAUCGCUAACACAGAACAGCCAGCGUCAAUAUCAUGGCAAAACUGCACGCUCGAAUCGGACAAGUAUGUCUGCGUGCGCCAGGUUAACAACGAAGCAAAUGCCCCGGCCGAGACCGUCAUUAUCGAUCUGAAGAACACCAACAACAUUAUUCGGAGGCCGAUUCGCGCGGACAGCGCCAUUAUGCAUCUAACGGAGCCCAUCAUCGCGCUCAAGGCACAAGGCCGGACACUUCAGCUCUUCAACCUUGAGACCAAGGAGCGCCUCCAGACGUACAGCCAUCAGGAAGAUAUUCAGUUCUGGCGCUGGAUCAGCCAAACCACGCUUGCGCUUGUUAGCACAAAGGCUGUCUAUCAUUGGGACGUGCUGGAUUCGAAGAAUGCGGUUGCGCCUCGCAAGAUCUUCGAACGCCAGGAGCAGCUAGAGAAUAACCAAAUAAUCAACUACGUCACUAACGACGACGAGAGCUGGUCUUGUUUGGUUGGCAUCACAUCGAACCCAGCUGGAGGCAUUCGAGGCAACAUGCAGCUCUUCUCCAAGGCUCGCAACGUUAGUCAACCGCUUGAAGGUCACGCUGCCACCUUUGGCACCAUUCGACUCGAUGGCGCAACUACCGAUACCAAACUCUUUGCAUUCGCUGUGAAGUCUUCCUCAGGUGAAGCCAAAAUCAACAUUGUCGAAGUUGAUCACAACGCCGCGAAUCCAGCUUUCCCGAAGCGCCUAAUCCCAAUCCACUGGCCUGCCGAGGGCACCGGUGACUUCCCGCUUGGUAUCCACAUUGCCCACAAAUAUGGUAUUCUGAUUGUCGUUACCAAGUUCGGCUUUAUCCAUCUGCACGACCUCGAGACUGGUACCGCCUUAUUCCUUAACAGGAUUUCCGAGGAGACCGUCUUCACCACUGCGCGUGAUGAUGAAGGUACGGGUGUUGUAGUCAUUAACAAGAGGGGUCAGGUUCUACAUACAACCAUCAGGGAGGAUACCCUGAUUCCGUACAUUAUGGAAAACCCAGCCUGUGCUGAAAUUGCGUACAAGCUUGCUUCCAAAGGCGGACUUCCGGGUGCAGAUCAGCUUUAUUCGCAACGAUUUGAGAUGCUCAUGAGCCAGGGCAAUUUCGCUGAGGCAGCCAAGGUCGCCGCUAAUUCUCCUAGAGGAUUUCUACGCACAAUGAACACAAUCAACCGUCUUCGUCAAGUACCAAGCCAGCCUGGCCAGAUCACUACAUUACUGCAAUACUUUGGGCAACUGUUAGACAAGGGUGGAUUGAACAGGGAGGAAACACUGGAGCUCGCUCGACCUGUCUUCGUUCAAGGCCGUAAGCACCUCAUUGAGAAGUGGCAAAAGGAGGGAAAACUUCACUGCUCUGAAGAGCUGGGAGAUCUAGCCAAGCCUCAUGACCUCAACCUUGCCCUGGCUAUCUACAAGGAAGCCAAUGUUCCCCAGAAGGUUGUCGCAUCACUUGCCGAGCUAGGUCAUUACGAUCUUAUCCUCCAAUAUUGCAAUGGCGUCGGAUACACUCCAGAUUACAAUGUUCUUCUUCAACAUGUUCUACGCAUCAACGGCGACAAGGGCGCAGAGUUUGCUUCUCAGCUUGCGAAGAAUGAAGGAGGACCGUUGAUCAGCAUUGAUCGUGUUGUUGACAUUUUUCAGUCCCAAGGCAUGAUCCAGCAAGCAACGGCAUUCCUACUCGAUGUUCUUUCGAAUGAUCUUCCAGAGGAGGGUCAUCUCCAGACAAAGUUGCUCGAGAUGAAUCUGCUCAAUGCUCCCCAGGUCGCAGAUGCUAUACUGGGCAACGAAAUGUUUCAUCACUAUGACAAGGCUCGCAUCGCUCAGCUUUGUGAGAAUGCCGGUCUACUCACACGUGCGUUGGAGCACAACGAUGACCCUGCUGCUAUCAAGCGUAUCAUUGUUCAAGCCGAUAAACUCCCCGAAGAUUGGCUAAUCAACUACUUUGGUCAACUCACCGUUGAGUUAUCACUGGAAUGCUUGGAUGCCAUGUUGACUGCCAACAUCCGCCAAAAUCUGCAAGCCGUCAUCCGAAUUGCCCAAAAGUACUCAGAUCUGCUUGGCGCCACCAAUAUCAUUGAACUAUUGGAGAAACACCGGACGGCGGAAGGACUCUACUUCUUCCUUGGAUCUAUUGUCAAUGUUAGCGAGGACAAGGACGUCCACUUCAAGUACAUCGAGGCUGCCACCGCGAUGGGCCAAUUGAAUGAAGUUGAGCGCAUCUGUCGCGAAAGCAACUAUCUGGACCCAGAGAAGACGAAGAACUUCCUCAAAGAAGCCAACCUGACUGAACAGUUGCCGCUCAUCAUCAUCUGUGAUCGCUUCAACUUCAUUCAUGAUCUUGUUCUUCACCUCUACAAGAAGCAACAAUUCAAAUCCAUUGAGGUAUACGUGCAGCGCGUAAACCCAGCGAGGACCCCGGCAGUCAUCGGGGGCCUCCUCGAUGUAGAUUGCGACGAGAGCAUCAUCAAGGGGCUUCUGGCGUCAGUGACGCCAUCAUCCAUCCCGAUUGACGGACUUGUUUCCGAAGUCGAGUCUCGUAACCGCUUGAAGCUGCUGCUUCCCUUCCUGGAACAGACACUGGCAACUGGAAACCAGCAACAAGCUGUGUACAACGCGCUUGCCAAGAUCUACAUUGACAGUAACAAUAAUCCGGAGAAGUUCCUCGCCGAGAACGAUCAAUACGAUACCCUUACUGUCGGAAAGUACUGCGAGAAGCGUGAUCCAAAUCUCGCCCUGUUGGCUUACAGCAAAGGUCAGAAUGACCUCGAGCUCAUCAACAUCACCAAUGAAAACGCCAUGUUCAAGGCACAAGCGCGUUACCUCUUGGAGCGGGCGGACAGCGAGGUCUGGGACUUUGUGUUGUCCCCUAAUAACAUGCAUCGUCGCUCUCUAGUCGACCAAGUGACAUCCACAGCUGUACCUUCUUCUACGGAUCCUGACAAGGUUUCUGUUGCUGUCAAGGCUUUCAUCACGAGUGACAUGCCGGCGGAGUUGAUUGAGCUUCUCGAGAAGAUUAUUCUGGAGCCUACUGCCUUUAGUGAUAAUCCAUCGCUGCAGAACCUACUCAUGCUUACUGCUGCUAAGUCGGAUCGCGGCCGAAUGAUGCACUACAUCUCCGCUCUUGACCAAUACACUCCGGAGGAUAUAGCCCAGCAGUGUAUCGAGGUCGGUAUGUACGAGGAGGCAUUUGAAAUCUACAAGAAGCAUUCACAGCAUGUUGAGGCUGUCAACGUCCUCAUUGAACACAUUGUUAGUAUUGACAGGGCGCAAGAGUAUGCUGAAGGCAUCGACACCCCUCCUGUCUGGAGCAGAGUGGCUAAAGCGCAAUUGGAUGGUCUGCGCGUGACGGACUCCAUCGAAUCUUACAUCCGUGCUGGCGAUCCUUCGAACUUUUUGGAAGUCAUUGAAAUCGCAACACACGCUGGCAAGGACGAAGAUCUGAUCAAGUUCCUUCGAAUGGCCCGCAAGACCCUGCGCGAAGUUCCAAUUGACACAGCGUUAGCAUUCUGCUUUGCGCGUACCAACCAGCUUUCAGAACUUGAAGACUUCUUGCAGGGUAUCAACGUUGCUGACGUCGAGGCUUCUGGUGACAAGGCAUACGAGGAAGGAUAUCAUGAGGCUGCCAAGAUCUUCUACACCAGCAUCUCCAACUGGGCUAAGCUUGCCACCACUCUAGUCCAUUUGGAGGAAUACCAGGCUGCUGUUGAGUGUGCCAGGAAGGCCUCAAACGUCAAAGUUUGGCGUCAAGUCAAUGAAGCUUGUGUUGCAAAGAAGGAGUUCCGUCUCGCACAGAUCUGUGGACUGAACCUCAUUGUUCAUGCCGAAGAACUUGCUGAUCUCAUCAAACAAUACGAGCGUAAUGGCUACUUUGAUGAGCUCAUCAGCCUGCUCGAAGCUGGCCUGGGGCUGGAGAGAGCUCACAUGGGUAUUUUCACCGCGCUCGGCGAAGCUCUUGCCAAAUAUCACCCAGAGCGUGUCAUGGAGCAUUUGCGGCUCUUUUGGUCGAGAACCAACAUACCUCGGGCCAUACGUGCGUGCGAGGAAGCCCACUUAUGGAGAGAGCUUGUCUUCCUGUACGUUCACUACGACGAGUUUGAUAACGCUGCACUUGCCAUGAUGGAGCGCGCAGCGGACGCCUGGGAACACCAAGCAUUCAAGGACACAAUUACCAAGGCCACCAAUGUGGAAAUCUACUAUCGCGCACUGGGAUUCUAUCUCGAAGAGCAGCCUACACUCUUGACGGAUCUCUUGCAAGCACUCACGCCCAGGAUCGAUGUCAAUCGGGUUGUUCGCAUGUUCGCCAAGUCGGACAACAUUCCCCUCAUCAAGCCAUUCCUUCUGAGCGUUCAGUCACAGAAUAAGCGCGAGGUUAACAAUGCCCUGAACGACCUCUUGAUUGAAGAGGAGGACUAUAAGACGCUCCGGGAUUCGGUCAACAGCUACGAUAAUUAUGAUCCCGUCGAUUUGGCGCAGCGUCUGGAAAAGCAUGAUUUGGUAUUCUUCCGCCAGAUUGCGGCCGACAUCUACCGCAAGAACAAGCGAUGGGAGAAAUCAAUUGCCCUCUCCAAGCAGGACAAACUGUUCAAAGAUGCGAUUGAGACGUCUGCUAUGUCUGCCAAGUCGGAGGUGGUUGAGGAUUUGUUCCGCUAUUUUGUGGAUAUUGGCAGCCGCGAGUGUUACGUCGGUAUGCUGUAUGCCUGUUACGAUCUCAUUCGCCCAGAUCUUGUUCUCGAGAUAUCAUGGCGUCACGGUCUCCAUGACUUCACGAUGCCAUACAUGAUCAACAUGCUUUGCCAGCAGACGGCAGCGAUUGAGCAGCUGAAGAAGGACAACGAGGAACGCAAGUCUCGCGAAGUGACUCAGCAAAAGAAGGAGGAGGAGACACCGAUUCUGGGAUCUCGCCUGAUGCUCACGCAAGGUCCUAUAGCCUCGGCCCCGUCACCCGGACCGUAUGGGCAGGCCAAUGGCAUCGCACCCCAGCCAACUGGUGGUUUCCGAGGCUUCUAG
Molecule: messenger RNA, 5268 nt
Organism: Plenodomus lingam JN3
Lineage: Eukaryota; Fungi; Ascomycota; Dothideomycetes; Pleosporales; Leptosphaeriaceae
Source: RefSeq, a predicted model, not a curated record